This is a messenger RNA of Monopterus albus (swamp eel), 1398 nucleotides long. RefSeq names its product ankyrin repeat and SOCS box containing 10 (gene asb10). NCBI's taxonomy places the organism in Eukaryota, Metazoa, Chordata, Actinopteri, Synbranchiformes, Synbranchidae. Gene Ontology annotation, biological process: intracellular signal transduction. Gene Ontology annotation, molecular function: protein binding. The coding region runs from base 1 to 1398 and encodes 465 amino acids. The record is from RefSeq and is a predicted model, not a curated record. Gene Ontology annotation, cellular component: cytoplasm. The transcript has 5 exons.
AUGUCGCGAAGCAGCUUUGUCUUCACACCCAUGGCCUUACGCUCCCUUGAACUUGAUGAGGACAUGCUAGAGAGAUACAAGUACAAGAGGCAGCUGGCCUCCCGUCACCUCAACAGCUAUAUGCUGAAGAAGGAGACCAAAGACAGGGCGCUGCUGGGCUCUAGCACUGCCCUGCUGCCAGCUGUGUGCCAAGAUGUGGUCGUCCACAAUGCUCUGUAUACAGGAAACCUGGAGGCUAUGCAGCACCUCUUUCCUAGAGGAUCCACAGCAAACCUCAUCAUUGAGCCACAGGGAGGGGACAUGCGCUGGGUCGCCACAGGGCAAGGACUAUGGUCACUGACUUACGAGCAGGAACUGACCACACCGCUUCACAUCACAGCUGGCCGAGGAUUCAAGGACUGCCUGAGACUCCUGCUGCAACGCGGGGCCAGUGUAGAGCUAGCACCUGGUGGCACCACCGCUCUGCAUGAGUCCUGUGAAAACUGCCAGUCAGAGUGUACAAAACUGCUGCUGAUGCACGGUGCCAACGCCAAUGCUGUCUCAGAAGAUGGCCUCAUGCCAUUGCAUUUUUGUACAAGUCCAGAGUCCCUCGAAUGCGCCAAGUAUCUCCUUCAGUACGGUGCAUCAGUCAGUGGUCGCACUCAAAAUGAAGAUGACACUCCCUUACAUGUGGCAGCCAGCAACGGCCUCCCAGACCACACUGAGCUUUACCUGCGGUACGGAGCUGUCGUGGACAAACAGAAUGAUGAGGGUUUUACGCCGCUCAACACUGCUUGCUCUCAGCCCCAGGAGGUGCAGGACCUCCAGCGUUACUUCAAGGUGUGUCAGAUGCUGCUGGGGGCAGGGGCCGAUGUUCAUACUAUGGACCAGGACAAGCGCACUCCUUUGCAUAUGGCCUGUAAGAAUGCAAAUCCAGACAUAGUGGAUCUGCUGCUGGCUCACGGGGCCAGUGUUAAUAACAUGGAUUAUGGUGGUGAAGCUCCCCUGCACAACAUCCUGAAGGUUGUGUGCUACAAGGUUUCCCAUCACCCCGAGAGGAUUGUUCGUGCUCUACUCAAUCAUGGCUCCAUUCGAGUGUGGCCUGGAGCUCUGCCCAAGGUUUUGAAGCACUGCUCUGAAUCUCCACGCACCAUAGAGGUUCUUCUGAACGCCUACAGUUACCUCAAAGUCACAGACACCUGGGUUGAGUCUGUUUCUACAGAGUUGUUUAAGGAGCACAAAGAGUUCUUCGAGUCAAUCUUCUCCUUAGCACUGACUCCUCGCUCCCUGCAGCACUUGGCACGAUGCAGACUCAGGAACUUCCUUGGGGGGCGAGUACACAAGGUGGUCCCUAAACUUGAUCUGCCCACCUUCAUCAAGAACUACCUGCUCUUGGAGUACAGAGGCUAUAUCCAUUAA